GUUAGGAGGAGGAUUGUGUGUGUGCCCCCGUGGUAUGAUUUGUUUAGGCAAAAGGGCUUAUUCCCUUGUGGAUUCUAGUCAAGUAUCUACGUUUCUGAUUUCCAUUCUCCUCAUAGUUUAUGGCAGCUUCAGGUCUCUUAAUAUGGACUUUGAGAAUCAAGACAAAGAAAAGGACCCCAGCAACUCAACUGGGCCUUUCAACAGCAACAGCACAAACAACAGUAUCCAGACUAUUGACUCGACCCAGGCGCUGUUCCUUCCGAUCGGUGCUUCUGUGUCUCUCUUAGUCAUGUUCUUCUUCUUUGACUCCGUUCAGGUGGUCUUCACAAUAUGCACAGCAGUCCUUGCUACAAUAGCCUUUGCUUUCCUUCUGCUCCCGAUGUGCCAGUAUUUAACACGCCCCUGUUCCCCUCAAAACAAGAUUUCUUUCGGCUGCUGUGGACGCUUCACGGCCGCUGAGCUGCUCUCCUUCUCUCUGUCUGUCAUGCUUGUCCUGAUCUGGGUAUUAACAGGGCACUGGCUGCUCAUGGACGCCCUGGCCAUGGGCCUGUGCGUCGCCAUGAUCGCCUUCGUCCGGUUGCCGAGCCUGAAGGUUUCUUGCCUGCUGCUCUCGGGGCUGUUAAUUUAUGACGUCUUCUGGGUGUUCUUCUCGGCCUACAUCUUCAAUAGCAACGUCAUGGUGAAAGUGGCCACCCAGCCUGCGGACAACCCCCUCGACGUUCUGUCCCGGAAGCUUCACCUUGGACCAAACGUUGGUCGAGACGUCCCCCGCUUGUCCCUGCCCGGCAAACUUGUCUUUCCGAGUUCCACCGGCAGCCACUUCUCCAUGCUGGGAAUCGGAGACAUUGUGAUGCCAGGCCUCCUGCUCUGCUUCGUCCUGCGUUACGACAACUACAAGAAGCAAGCCAACAGCGAUUCCUGCGGGACGCCAGGGCAAGGCAACAUCUCCGGCCGCAUGCAGAAGGUCUCCUACUUUCACUGCACCCUCAUUGGAUACUUUGUAGGGCUCUUAACAGCAACGGUUGCUUCUCGCAUCCACCGGGCAGCCCAGCCGGCGUUGCUCUACCUGGUACCCUUCACCUUAUUGCCACUCCUCACAAUGGCCUAUUUAAAGGGCGAUCUGCGUCGCAUGUGGUCUGAACCCUUCCACUCCAAGCCCAGCAGCUCCCGUUUCUUAGAGGUAUGAUGGAACCCAGGGGGCAAAGUGACCGCAACGUCUGCCUGGUCCUUCUUCUGGAUCUCAGCUUGGUUGUCCGUCCCUGAGGCUGGGCUGGUACUCGGGAGAAUUUCCAGACGGUGGAAUAUGUUACAAAUGGAUUUUCUGUAUCACGAGGAGGAAAGAGCAAAGGAGUGUGUGAGGGGGAAGGCUUUUCUCCUUCCUUCCUUCCUUCCUCCCUUCCUUCUUCCUUCCCUACUUUGGAACUGGAGGCCGGUUUGCAAAGGCAGCCCACCUUCCCCUUCCUCUCCUCCUCCUCCUCCUCCUCCUCCUCUUUACGGACGAGUGCCAGACCAUCGGGCGUUCCCCAGGGGAGGAGGAGACAGACACAUUGAGGGCGCAAACGGCGCAGAGUCGUUGAAGAACUUGUGAACACGAUCUGCGUCAAGGUCUGCUGCACUCGGAGGUUCUCGGGGGGGAAAACCCUUCACGGACUGUGGAACCUGGGUUCUUAUUUUUCUCCUCUUGGACUCUGAUUUCAGAGAGAACCGAGACAGAAGUUCUUCUGUCACUAUAAUCUUUUUUCCCCUCCCUUUUGAAUUUAUUAAAUAUUUUCUGUGGUGUGAGGUGACUUAUUAAAUCCACAGACAUGGAGUAACUUCUCGCAGUACACCGUAUAAAAAGACUUUGUUGUAACGACGUACAUUUCCACCCAGAUGUCAUGUUGCAGGUGAAUAUAAAGGGCACGACUUUUCUACACGUACACACACACACCCGCACGCACACGCAGACACACAUGCACAUCUAGAAGAGUGUUCAUCCAAACACACACCCCUGUGUGCGUGUGUGAAUAACUGCGAAGGAAGAAAAGAAAAGAAAAAAACACCUGCUAGGAUCAUGCUUUUUAGCUGACAGGAGCUUGCUGUACUUCUUAGCAUGUAGAGCAGUUUACUAUGGCUUUCUUGUAUAUGGAUCUGCAAAAAUACGCUGCUGUCUUUCCCUCUCCCCCAUAAUCCCCCCCCCCAAUGAGUGAAGCUUCAGUUAAAAAAAAGUGUAGUAUUUUGUACUGAGUGUACUCCUGGAUUUUAGGGGAUUAUUUUAUUUUUAUUUUUAUUUUUUUCAAUCAGUGUAGCAAACGUUAGGGGGAGGGAGACUGCUGAAGCCCUUGGUUUCCUUUCCCCCUUUUUCGUUUGUGGGUUUGUUCUCUCCCCCCCACCCCCCCACAACUACUCCACUACAGGUUUUUAGUAGCUCCUUUCUUGGCCCUGUGCAUGUAUUAUAGCAGCCGUUGUCUUCGUGUGUUCUGAUCAUAGUAAUGUAUGACUUGUAAAUACAUUUUUUUCUAUUUUCUAUUUUUUGUAUUAUUUUUUUUGCAUUGUUUCAUUAGUGUGCUGUAUUUUCCCAUCCCCCUUUUCCCCCCAACGUUUAAAAAAAAGAAAAGGAAAAAAAGAGAGCGAGAGAUAGAAGGCAAGAGCAGGCGAGAACCCUUGUCCUCUGCUGUUGUGAUUGGUCAAAGUUUGUGAUGAACUGCUUUGUACCCAGAAGUCUCUUAAAACGUGGACUUUUCUAAACCA
This is a messenger RNA of Pogona vitticeps (central bearded dragon), 2730 nucleotides long. NCBI's taxonomy places the organism in Eukaryota, Metazoa, Chordata, Lepidosauria, Squamata, Agamidae. The record is from RefSeq and is a predicted model, not a curated record.